Messenger RNA from Carica papaya (papaya), 1883 nucleotides. The record is from RefSeq and is a predicted model, not a curated record. NCBI's taxonomy places the organism in Eukaryota, Viridiplantae, Streptophyta, Magnoliopsida, Brassicales, Caricaceae.
GUUAGUACUGCUCAUUGUCUCCCUUCUCUAUCUGCCUCUCUUUAAAAAAAUCAGUCCCAAAAACUGCGAGGAAGCUCUGAAGCCUGAAAGUCAGAAAUUCUCCAUCUUCGUCUUCAUUUUUCGUUGUUGAGCUUACCUGGAGCUAUAAAGCGUUAUGAUUGUAUGCUACUAGUGCGGUUGUCUGGUGAAUCAUUUCCCGUUGAACAAUGUCUCUUACUGGUUCAUUGCAACUGUCUCAUGAAUUGGGACUUUGCAGGAACCAGAGGUGCAAACAACAAUUAAAGAAUGUUAUGGUAAGAGGCAAGUUGCACUUAUUGAGUGCCACCCUUUCAUCGCGUGUUUCGUUUUACCACCAGGAUUCUUGGAGUCUAUAUCUGUCUGGCUAUUUGAACAGACCAGUAAAUCUUAGACCACACAGAAGCAACUAUGCCUUGAGACGAUCUUCUUUUACGUUAGCUGCCAAAGCAUUUGAACUUCCUGCUGUGAAAGCUGCUUCCGUGGCACUGACAAGGUCAUGUAAUGUUUUACAAGGUUCCCCUCUCAUUCUUAAGUUGGUUCCAGCUGUUGGAAUUCUUAUUUUUGCAGUAUGGGGUCUAGCACCAGUUGUGCGUCAGACCAGGACUCUGCUACUCAAUAAGAAUGACAACAAUUGGAAAAAGAGUAGCACAUACUAUGUUAUGACAUCUUAUAUUCAACCUAUCCUGCUCUGGACUGGAGCAUUACUUAUUUGCAGAGCACUGGAUCCUGUUGUCCUUCCUACAGAAGCUAGCCAGAUUGUGAAACAACGUCUUUUGAAUUUUGUAAGAUCAUUAUCAACUGUGCUGGCGUUUGCUUAUUGUUUAUCAAGUGUCAUUCAGCAAGCACAGAAAUUCUUCACGGAGACAAGUGAUCCAAGUGAGGCAAGAAAUAUGGGCUUCCAAUUUGCAGGUAGAGCUGUCUACUCGGCAGUAUGGGUUGCUGCUGUUUCACUAUUCAUGGAGUUAUUAGGUUUCUCCACCCAGAAGUGGCUAACUGCUGGAGGUCUUGGAACUGUAUUGCUUACUCUUGCUGGCCGUGAGAUAUUCACAAACUUCCUUUCAAGUAUAAUGAUCCAUGCAACUCGGCCUUUCGUUUUGAAUGAAUGGAUUCAAACUAAGAUUGAAGGCUAUGAGGUUUCUGGUACUGUGGAGCACGUCGGUUGGUGGUCACCAACAAUCAUACGAGGUGAAGAUCGUGAAGCAGUUCACAUUCCAAACCACAAGUUCACUGUAAAUGUUGUUAGAAAUCUCAGUCAAAAAACCCAUUGGCGCAUUAAAACCCACCUGGCCAUUAGUCACUUGGAUGUUAAUAAAAUCAAUAAUAUUGUUGCUGACAUGCGGAAGGUAUUGGCCAAGAAUCCACAAGUUGAGCAACAGAAGUUGCAUAGGAGAGUAUUCUUGGAGAACAUAAAUCCUGAAAAUCAGGCUCUUCUGAUAUUGAUCUCCUGUUUUGUGAAGACCUCACAUUUUGAGGAAUAUCUAUGUGUCAAGGAAGCUAUAUUGCUGGAUCUUCUUAGAGUGAUCAGCCACCACCGUGCCCGCCUUGCUACACCUAUCCGUACAGUGCAAAAGAUAUACAGUGAUGCCGACUUGGAAAAUAUCCCGUUUGCUGAUUCUAUCUAUAACUCUGGAGGAGUGGCAUCUAAACGUCCUUUGUUAUUGAUAGAACCCCCUUACAGAAUAAACGGAGAAGAAAAAGUAAAAGCUCAAAAUCGGUCAUCACGAACUGGAGAGCAAGAUAGCAAGACCACAGGGAGGCCUACACCUGACGCAAAGGCAUCAAAGUCUGAUUCCAAGUCCAAAGAAACAUCAGCAGAUGACCCCAAGCAGAUCCAAGGCCUCAAGGCUAGUAUUAUAUGUAACUGA